AUCCUCUGUGUGCUUAUGUGGAGUACAUCUCAUUGUCUCGUUAAUCAUGGCCAUCGAAAAAUUAUAUAAACGGUCAUGAUCAUCUUUCCCUGCUUUUUACACGUACUUUUGAGUUUUGACUAUAUAUGUGUGUGUGUGUCUUCUUCUUUUUUUUCUUUCUUUUUUUCUUUUCUUUCUAAUAACUUUAAGGGCUGCAAAGCUGAAUGAAUAUUUGUGGGGAUGCUGCAUGUAUAUAUAUGUAAGAAAAUUGAUAUGUAUAGAGAGAGAAUAUGCUUUUGGAGUGCAUAAAGUCACGCUUUCCCAUUCCACGCGUGAACUCACUUGCAUUUGGAUUUCAAAACCCAAUGUUAUCUUAGUCAAUUUAAAGAACCUUCUUAAUCCUAAAAUAACCCAUAUCCAAGAGAAGCUAGCUCUCUUAUAUAGAGUUCUUGUUAUCUUCACCAGAGCAGUCUCUAACAUACACAUUACACAAUUUCAUAUAUACUUUUGAGCUAUGUCUGUGGUGGAGGUGAGAGUUCCAAACCUGGAUUGCGAAGGAUGUGCUUCAAAGCUAAAGAAAGCCAUUUAUAAGCUCAAAGGGGUUGAAGAAGUAGACAUAGAAAUGGAGACACAGAAGAUCACAGUGAGAGGGUACGCGUUGGACGAAAAGAAGGUGCUCAAGGCGAUUAAGCGCACCGGAAAAGCAGCAGAGCUGUGGCCAUAUCCAGGAGGGUACUCUCAUUUUGCUUCAUUUUACAAGUAUCCAUCUCACAUUGUCAACCACUAUUAUGAAACACACACAAAUGGAGCUGCUGCUAAUGUUCAUACCUUUUUCCACACCCCUGCUGUUUACUCUCUUGCUGUGGCGUCCGAUGAGGCCUUUGCUUCGCUUUUCAGCGACGAAAAUCCUCAUGCAUGCACUAUCAUGUGAUCAGACGACAUUCGAGCAUUUUAAUUUCAUGUAAUUCAAAAUCAAAUUUUGUGAGGAGGGUUGUACUGCAUGCUUGUUUGAUUGUUGUUGAUGGGCUAGUACUACAUCAUUUUUCUUUUCUUUUUUUGGCACAAUGUGUUUGUCAUAUUACAGAGUUAUUGAGGUUAAUUUUGAUAAUGCUGAGUUUGAUUAAUAUUUUCCACACAUCAUAACAGAGGCCUUGGGAGCU
Messenger RNA from Cornus florida, 1139 nucleotides. RefSeq names its product heavy metal-associated isoprenylated plant protein 31. The transcript is spliced from 3 exons. Gene Ontology annotation, molecular function: metal ion binding. The coding region runs from base 494 to 910 and encodes 138 amino acids. The record is from RefSeq and is a predicted model, not a curated record. NCBI's taxonomy places the organism in Eukaryota, Viridiplantae, Streptophyta, Magnoliopsida, Cornales, Cornaceae.